AUGGCUUCGUUGCUAGCCAAGAUCCCAACAUUCACUCUCGCAUCGGUUGUUCUCCUUGGCGCCUUCUCUCGCUUUACACAUGGCCAAUAUACCCCUUGGUGGUACGAAUUCCAGGAGUACCAUGCCCCUGAUGACGGCUCCACGGUCGCCCUUAUCACACCUAUUAUCGACACACUCGUGGGAUUAUCCCUGCUGUUUGGGAAGCGAAAAUUGAGACUGUCCACCGCAAUCUUCAGCCUCGUCGUUUUCACGAUAGGGCUAGCUAUGCAAAUAAAGGCAGAUAAAGAUUAUGCGGGUGAUGUGGCACUGGUUAUCCUGGGCACAAUUGCCAGUGUUAUUUCAUGGAAAUAG
This is a messenger RNA of Penicillium macrosclerotiorum, 351 nucleotides long. RefSeq lists its product as uncharacterized. The transcript has a single exon. The record is from RefSeq and is a predicted model, not a curated record. Bases 1 to 351 code for a protein of 116 amino acids. Lineage: Eukaryota; Fungi; Ascomycota; Eurotiomycetes; Eurotiales; Aspergillaceae.